Gongylonema pulchrum is the source of this 534-nucleotide messenger RNA. The record is from the annotation of a GenBank genome assembly. NCBI's taxonomy places the organism in Eukaryota, Metazoa, Nematoda, Chromadorea, Rhabditida, Gongylonematidae.
AUGCUGGGAAGUUCGAUAGCUGUACUACUGCUGUUCUUGGGCAGUAUUCAUGCUGCUUGUACUCCGCCAAAUGGUACCGACACAAAAUUUAAUUGGUGGCAAUGCACUCCAAAUGAUCCUAUUAAAUACUACAAUUUAUCACUUCAGGAUAGCAGCGGAAAAGACAUCUACCCAAUUCGACUUCAGCAACCUUUCGUUGUGAAUGCCCUGAUUAACAAUACAGAUGGCCCUCUGAAUAACCUGACUACAAGUGUGAAAUUAUGGCAGUGGGUGCAACAGGGGAGUGAUUGCGUUUGGAGGGAAGUUCCGACACUCGGCGCUUUGAAUAAUCUGAUCAAAUGUGGUCAAGGAAUCAAAUGUCCGGUGGAAUCAGGCAGGCAGAAUCUGGAAAUCACCGUUGAUCUGCGCCCACUGUCAUUUGCCGCAGUCCUUUUGCCCGCUAGCGCUCCAUACAAAAUUGAGUACCAGAUUCGUGAAGGAAGCGCCGCCCAAGCGUCGUGCCUAACACUUGAAACACUCGUUAAUACACGCUAA